Molecule: messenger RNA, 402 nt
Organism: Staurois parvus
Lineage: Eukaryota; Metazoa; Chordata; Amphibia; Anura; Ranidae
Source: the annotation of a GenBank genome assembly
AUGCAGACUGCUUCUACAAACAUUUGUGAAAGACUGUGUAAUAAGUCCAUCCAUGAAAUUUCCUUGCUACUAAAUAUUCCAUGGGCAACUGUUAGUGGUAUUAUAAUGAAGUGGAAGCAACUGGAAACAACAGCAAUUCAGCCACAAAGUGGUAGGCCACGUAAAAUGAAAGAGUGAGGUCAUCGCAUGCUGCAGCGCACAGUGCACAGAAGUUGCCAACUGUCUACAGAGUCAAUAGUUAACAACCUCCAAACUUUGUGUGGCCUUCAGAUUAGCACAACAACAGUGAGUAGAGAGUUUCAUGGAAUUGGUUUCCAUUCAGCUGCAUUCAAGCCUUACAUCAUCAAGUGCAAUGCAAAGCGUUGGAUGUAGUGGUGUACAGCACGCCACAACUAGACUCUA